AGACAACCAAAAGCCAGUGUGUAAACGGCGUCACAGAGAAUUUCAAGUGAAGGGAGGAAACGCCUCAAACGUAUUUAAGCAGUUCAGAGACAGACAUCUGAAUUCAGGAUUCAGUUAGUUCACAUGUCAAGAGGGGAUACUUUUGGAUCCCUUUUGUUUGGAUUUGUCAUCAUAAAAAGAUCCACUGAGAUUACUGCCUGGUACAUAGGGCAUAGUCGACUGAACGUAUAAAGACUGUAGAUAAGAAACAUUUACAGGAAGACAUUAUAAAAGACAGUAGUAGAAAGAAGAGAAUUUUGGGACUAUGAAGGAUUAUGAAGAAACCACUGUUUUCCUGGGUCAGUGGGGACGUUUUCAGCAGAUCAUCUUCUUCCUGCUCUGUGCCAGCACUGUCCCCAAUGGAUUUGGAGCUUUAUCCAUCGUCUUUUUGGCCGACAUUCCCAGUCACCACUGCAUGAUUCCUGAGGUUAAUUUGACUCAAGAAUGGCUCAAUGCUAUCAUCCCUGUAAAGGUGGUGAAUGGAAAACAGGAGCUGAGCAGGUGCAGCAGGUACAGGCUUGAUGUCGUGAGGAAUUUCUCUGCUCUGGGGUACAUUCCUGGCAGGGAUAUCAACCUCACUGACCUGGAGGAGGAGGGCUGUGUGAAUGGGUGGAGCUACAGCAGAGACGUCUACCAGUCCACCAUAGUCUCUGAAUUUGACCUGGUGUGCAGUGAGCAGUGGAAACAGCCGCUCACCUCCACUCUUUACUUCCUGGGAGUUCUUGUUGGAUCUUUUACCUCAGGACAGCUCUCAGACAGAUAUGGAAGGAAGCCCGUCUUUUUUUUUACCAUGGCAGUUCAGACAAUUUUUACCAUUGUGCAAAUCUUCUCCCCUUCAUGGACGGUGUUCUCCAUCCUCCUCUUCCUCAGUGGUUUGGGACAGAUAGCCAACUACAUUGCCGCUUUUGUGCUGGGAACAGAGACCUUGACUGGCAAUGUACGGAUCAUGUUUGCAUCACUGGGUGUGUGUAUGGGCUUUGCCAUCGGCUACAUGAUGCUGCCUCUCUUUGCUUAUUUUUUAAGGUCAUGGAAAUCUCUCUUGCUGGCUAUCUCUCUGCCUGGCCUGCUCUACAUCCCUCUCUGGUGGUUCCUCCCAGAGUCACCACGAUGGUUGCUCUCUCAGGGAAGAAUAGAAGAGGCAGAGGCCAUAGUGAGAAAUGCUGCUAAAAAGAAUAAAGUUGAGGCUCCACAGGUCAUAUUUGAACUUUACAGUGCUGAUGAGAAAAAGAUGCUGUCUAAAAACGAAAAACACCACAAUGUCCUUGACCUGAUAAGAACCAGUAACAUUAGAAGCACAACACUCAUUCUCUGCCUUUUGUGGUUCACGCUUAGCACUGGCUAUUAUGGCCUGUCCCUGAACGCAACACAGCUCGGCACUAACCCCUAUAUCAGCUGUUUCAUCUCAGCGGCUAUAGAGGUGCCAUCUUAUAUUUCCAGCUGGCUUAUACUGCAAUACUUUCCACGACGACUGUCUUCCAGUUGCACAAUGCUCCUGGGAGGAGUGUCCCUGUACUUCAUUCAGCUGGUGCCUACAACUUUAACAGAGUUGUCUGUUGCCCUGGAGAUGCUGGGUAAAUUUGGCUUUGCCACCAGUACAGCCAUGAUCUUUGCCUACACAGGAGAGCUUUACCCAACUGUGCUCAGAAACACAGCAACAGGCACAUGCUCUUCAUUUUCCAGAGUUGGCAGCUGCACUGCACCAUUUUUGUUACAGCUGCGUGUAUACUCUAGGUACCUGCCUUAUAUUAUACUGGGAACUCUGGCUGUUGUGUCUGCUUUUUGCACCCUUUUCCUUCCAGAGAGCUUUGGACAACCUCUACCUGAAACUAUUCAACAGAUGCACAAGAAAAAAAGGAUAAAUUGUCCCUGCAUCACUCGAAAAGACACACCAAAACCUGUGGUGCUUUUGGAAAGUCAACUGUGAUUCUGUUAUAUAUACAUAUAUAUAUAUAUUUAAUCAAGGUGUUUAAUAAUACAUAUUAAAACUGAGU
This is a messenger RNA of Xiphias gladius (swordfish), 2030 nucleotides long. Its product is annotated as solute carrier family 22 member 5-like. The record is from RefSeq and is a predicted model, not a curated record. Bases 305 to 1963 code for a protein of 552 amino acids. Gene Ontology annotation, molecular function: transmembrane transporter activity. NCBI's taxonomy places the organism in Eukaryota, Metazoa, Chordata, Actinopteri, Istiophoriformes, Xiphiidae. The transcript is spliced from 12 exons. Gene Ontology annotation, biological process: transmembrane transport. Gene Ontology annotation, cellular component: membrane.